AUUGCAGUGAUUCGAGGGCGCACUGUAGUUGCAGUAUCACUUUUUUCCUGAGCGUCGAGCUGACAUUUCAAUAGUCAUUCUCCCAACAGCAGCAGCCAUUUUGGAAAGAUUCAAACAAGAUAUCAUCAUGUCUAAAGGUACAGUGGUCCUGGCCUACAGCGGUGGACUGGACACAUCCUGUAUUCUAGUUUGGCUCAAGGAGCAGGGCUAUGAUGUCGUAGCUUACAUGGCCAAUAUUGGACAGGAUGAGGAGUUUGAAGCGGCUCGAAAAAAGGCAGAAAGCCUCGGUGCUAAAAAGGUUUUUGUCGAGGACCUUCGCAGAGAGUUUGUGGAAGACUUCAUCUUGCCCGCUGUUCAGGCCAACGCCAUCUACGAGGACCGAUACUUGCUCGGCACGGCGCUCGCUCGGCCCUGCAUCGCCCGGCGCCAGAUUGAGAUUGCACGGCGGGAGGGAGCCCAUUAUGUGUCCCAUGGUGCCACAGGGAAGGGAAAUGACCAGAUACGUUUUGAGCUGGCAUUCUAUGCGCUCUACCCUGAGAUUAAGAUUAUUGCACCCUGGAGGAUCCCGGAGUUCUACAAACGCUUCCGGGGGAGGACAGACCUGAUGGAAUACGCACAGAAACAUGGCAUCCCCGUGCCUGUCACUCCUCGGGCGCCCUGGAGCAUGGAUGCCAACCUUAUGCAUAUAAGUUAUGAAUCUGGCAUCCUGGAGAAUCCCAAAAACCACGCUCCAGCCGACAUCUAUCUCAUGACCAAAAACCCGGAAGAUUCUCCCUCCACCCCUGAUGUACUAGAACUGGAGUUUAAGAACGGACUCCCGGUGAAGGUGAACAGUGUGACGCAAGGAAUAUCCAAGGACAAUCCUUUGGAUAUAUUUUUGUUGCUAAAUGAGAUCGGAGGAAAGCACGGAGUGGGACGCAUCGACAUCGUUGAGAACCGUUUCAUCGGCAUGAAGUCCCGAGGGAUAUAUGAAACCCCGGGGGGCACAAUCCUAUUGAAGGCCCAUAUCGACAUGGAGACCUUUACAAUGGACAAAGAGGUGCGGAGAAUCAAGCAAGGGCUCGGCAUCAAGUUUUCCGAACUGGUCUACAAUGGUUUCUGGUACAGUCCAGAGUUUGGUUAUGUGCGACACUGCAUAGCCAAGUCCCAGGAGAACAUUGAGGGCAAAGUGCAGCUCUCUGUCUUCAAGGGUCAGGUCUACAUCCUGGGACGAGAGUCACCCAAGUCGCUGUAUAACGAGGAGCUGGUCAGCAUGGAUGUGCAAGGAGACUACGACCCGUGCGACGCCUCGGGAUUCAUCAGGAUUAACGCCGUCAGGCUACAGGAGCAUCAGCGUCUGCAGGGUCUCGGCGACAACAAGCAGUGAAGAGCUACAAGUCCACUGAACCACAAGACAACGCUGCAGUUCACAAUGCCCGCCUGACAAAGGACUUCUUCCAAUGGAGUAGCUUCACUCUUUUGGACCAUCCUAUGUUCUGAUCUAAAUCCAAUUGAGAACAUUAGGGGAUGGAUCACAAAGGAAGUUUACAAAACUGGACAAAGAUGGUGAAGCCAUUUUCACCACCUGGAGCAACAUUCUUACUAGACUCAUGGAAAAGAUGUGUGUUGGGCAAAAUUCCAAAAAUGGUUGUGUACAAUAAAUGGUUUACUCCCAUUUCUUCUUUUUGCAUUUUGAAGCUCUUUUAAGCUCCUUAAGAUCCAACAGUGCAAAAUGGAGAUUCUUGCAAUUUUUCAACUGGUCUUAAAAUGUUGAUCGGGAGUGUAUAUUGUACAUACGGUACUGUUUAUUAGAACCUGUAGAUGGUUACAUACUGUAGCCACUGGAGCAGAAGUGAUGAAAGCUAUUUGUGAGCUCGAAUGACACGGGUCCAAUCAGCCGAUAGGUCACACGAACGCUCAGCAUGAGGUCCCAGGGCUGUGGAGGAGAUUGAGCCACUUUAAAGACAAAAUGUUGUGCAACUGAUCGAUUUUGUUGCCAUUUUAGCUGUGGGUUUGAUUGAACUCAGACAUUUGUUAGUAUCUCACAAAAGUCAUUUCAACCCUCAUAUUUGAGCUGGUAUAUCUUUCUCUAAGGGACAAUACUUUAGAAAGUCAACUUGGAUAUACUGUACUUUAGAGUAGCCAGUGUACAGCUUGUAUAGCAGUAUAGAUUUACUAUUAAAGGGGAUCUAUUAUACUAAUUUUCGGGCCUUUGUAUUGAGUUCUGGACACCUAUAGAGCAGCUGCACACGAUAACCCGCACAGAAAGCUUUCUAGAUCUUCCAGACGCUGCACCCCUUCCUGCACUGUUUCCUUGGGUUUCCUGCCUCCCGCCCAAACAGUCUGUGUAAUUUCCUCCACACCCGGCCUUCCUCCAGGUACGCCCCCCCUCCCGCCGAGCCCACUCCGCUGUGAUUGGUCAAACUCCCUCCGCUCGCUGUAUGCACACUCUACAAUGCUACACAAACAACCUCUUUUGUCCGAUUACUUACACAAAAUAAACACAGUUAGGACGCUGAUAAAUUGUUACUUACAGCUUGCUCUUCUGACUCUUAAACACGACCAAGCAACGUUGGAAAGGCGUCGGACUUCAGCAACAGUUUGGCGGACAGUCCAGCUUCGUAUUGGUGCAUGUUCACAAAACAGACCCGUGUGAAGUGCCGUUCACAGAUGAGCAUAUUUUUCUCUUGCUGGCCGGGAAUCAGCAACUCCAGCCACUACUGCCUGAUGCUUGCCUCUUUAGGCACACCCGAACAAACAUUUCGUGGGAGCCAUACGUGCUAACACGGUGAACAGAGCAGAGCAAAGCAGAGCAGGGGGAGGGCAGGCCUACAGCUUUUGCCUGGGCAUACCCAUAUAAGGAAGUCUGGGUUGUGUUGAAAAAAACGCUGUAAAACACAGCGUGCAGAGCCAUCCAAAACUGCUUUCAGUCUCAUUAUCUCUGUCUCAUUAUCUGACCUGUUGGCAUCAUUUAACACAAAAUUUGAAUAUUGUAACAACAUUUUUAGGUCAGAAAAGACGAAAAGCAUAAUAGGUGCACUUUCAUGUAUAUCCAUUUUUGUCCAACAAGCUGGUAACAAGUGAGUAGCAAGAUAAUUGUCUCUAUCGUCCAGUCAAGCAUGGUGGUGGUUGCGUCAUGGUCUGGGGCUGCAUGAGUGCUGCCGGAAACUGUGGAGUUCCAUUCCCAGGAAGAUUGAUAGUGCUAAAUAUCAGCCACGAUUUGGGCACCUGUGUUGGCAGCUAUUUUACAACAAUGCCUAUGUGUUGACAGUAAAUCUAUACUGCUUUCCUAGCUGUAUACUGACUACUCUAAGUUCUAUGCAGGUUUCAUUUCUAUGGUACAGUGUUGUUCUUUGUGAAGAUAUAAUAUAAUGUUUGCUGACGUGUGACAGUUGCACUCUCGUGUGUGAGCUAUUGUAUGUCUUAUUUUGUCUUUUGCGCCGAUGCUAUCCUAUCCUAUGGGUCUCUCCCAGGUGGGACCGCAAAAAAAUUCCAUUAGCGCUAAUGUGAGUCAUUCCCGUCAUGAACAUUUCAGUCCACGAGGAUGAUAGGUGUCAGCGUUGCAUUCAAACGCUAGACGUAACGGUACAGGCCUCACGUAGGAGUCAGCGGGCAAAGGGCGACCCCCCGCUAGGUCUGGAGACCCCCCGUCAAGUCUAAUGGCCGAUCAAGACUCCUUGGACUCUUUGAGUGCCGCGAGAGCUCAGUCCCGCCCCUCGUCGCCACCCCCUACCUCCAGCUCCUGCUCAAUUACACGGCAGGCGUCUCAGUCUUUGCUUGGUCAAUUACCAAGCCAGCCCCUGCAUUUACUGUCAUGCACACACAGGUUGCAAGAUAAUCAGUGUCCAAAAUGGGACCGUAUUCAGAUUAGUCAGUCAUGCUGAAGGGAGGGGGGCCGGGUGAGGACAGCUAUCAAUCUCAAUCUUGAAGGAAUAGGGGGUGCUAGAAAUGUAUCAUACAGAAUUGACUGCUGCUGUCUUGUACUGUACAUGUUUCUUUCAUACUAAAUUCCCUCUUCGGGGCAGCAUGGCUUAGGUGGUACAGUGGUCGUCUCCCUACCUGGUUUUAUCCUCAGUCCCCCUUGCGAUCAUGUCGAAGUAGCGUAGAGCAAGAUACUAAGCUGCGUGGUCAGUACGUGAAUGAGGUAAGUGUGUCAAAGCGCUCUGAGAAGAUGGACGAUAGAAAAGCGCCAUACGAGUGAAAGCCCAUUUAUCAUUUCUGCGUCCAGAAUAAAACAUACUGGGCUCCUCACCCACACCAUCUCAUAUUCCAUCCUCCUUCCCCUCCCUCCUACCUGCACAGUCAAGCAGGUAGCAAAAAAGGCUGACACCUGACCAAGGGAAUUAAUCAUCCUUGACCCAGGACCAAUUACCCCUCAUUACCCACACGGCAGCACCUCUCAAGGGAACAGACGUGUAACAAUAGCGCAACAUGAAAAGUUGGCGGUGGCGUCACGGAUUCUUAAUGGAGAGCGGCGGCAUUCUCGACUCCACUCGUCCCUGUCACUCUCCCGAAAGCAAACUUACAAAGGGGAUCCAUUGUUCAGCAGCAGGGCUCUGUGACCUUUUGGAUGGAUGCCGCUGGCAAGUGGGGUGCACUCAGGUGUUUAGAGUAGUUGGGGGACACACCUGGAUUCAAGGUGCAACAUCUGGUCCUAUUUUCAUUUCUCCAAGUAUCAACCCAAAAUUACUAAGUGGGUUUCUGCCCAGGACCAAAACAUAUAAAAAUAUAUCAAGUUUAGGAAAAUUAAUGAUAAACAGGGCAUAAGCAGUGAUUUACUACCGCUAACAUGAAUUAUAAAGCUUUUUGCCAACGCAAACAAAGAUUUUUAAAAUAUGAGAUGGUGACAAUAGAAAGGGUCGUGUGUGUUGAGUGUGUUGGUGAUAAAUAUCAUUUUUUUAUUGUAUGGUGUAAUUCAACCUGCAAACUAAAUAGAACAUAUUUUUUAUGUUGCUGAUGGCCAAUAAAGGCAAUUUUCAAUACCAUGUGAUCGAUCAGCUUGACUAAUCGUCAAAUCCUUGCAGGAAAAUCAGAUUUAAUGAUGUUGUCCCUUAAAAAAACAGUGAGCUAAACCUAGCCCAUAAGAAUGCACUCCUGUCUUUUGCCGUCAUUCAAUCUGCACUCUUCAUCUACCUGUCUGUGUGUGGAGAAAGCCCUCAUGCUCGCUGACCUUUCCCUCUCAGACACAAUGAGGCCCCAACAAUGACCGCUGGCAGGGGGGUUAAUUACCACCAAUUAGAGGCUGACGUGGCUCAGCCCUCCUCCCCCCCUUGCCGUGCUUUUGGUGUAACCCAAGCCCAGAAUGUCUCAGGCCGUGCUGCCAUUGUAAAGUACGUCCAUGUCGUCUGUCGUCCUUGCCCAGGGACUCCACCUGCAAUAUGCAUCAGGCAAUGUCACUCUUCAUUCAACUGACACGUGUCCUAUUUUUCUUAAUUACUGUUAGUUAACCUAUCCAAAACAUUGCACAUUUUGUCCAAUGUGGUUGCUGGAUGAAUGGAGCGGUCCCUGGAGGUUUGUGGGGUGGGAAGCUAAUGGUCCUGGCUUAUAUGAUGAGGUCACUUCGAAAACAUAAGAAGGGAUUUAGAAGGGUGUAUAUACUAUUUAUAUAUAAUAGUUCUGCUAGAGCUAUACAAGAACUAUAUAAAAUAUUCUGCCUUAGCACAAAUAAUAUCGGAUAGGUGUAUUCAUUUAUUCAUGUUUACUUUUGUCUUUAUUGUUUGGACUCCACUGCAUCAUAUUGAGCUGUUUUAAUGUUUUGGUUUCCUUAUUUAGCUACAUGGCAUGGGCAAAAUAUUAGAAACAGCUCUCUUUAUAAAGCUUAGAGCCAUAUUUGGUCAUGUACCCUGAACGUCUCACCACAAGGAAGUAGAACCACAUUAAGAACACUUAAUUUGAUUUAAUAAUUGGAUAAUACACUCAACAAAAAUAGAAACCCUUUUGUUUUUGCUCCCAAAUGUGGCAUAGCAAGAUGCGGAUUAGACAUGUGUGCUUUAGGUUGGCCACAAUAAAAGGCCCACUCCAUAAUGUGCAGUUUAAUUGUAUCGGGGGAGUCCGAAAACCAGUCGGUAUCUGGGGUGACCACCAGGGGGCGGCAAGGCUCAGGUGGUGGAGUGGUCGUCUCCCAACCUGAAGGUCGCAGGUUCAAUCCUCCGUCCUCCUGUGAUUAUGUUGAAGUGUCCUUGGGCAAAAUACUGAUGCUAUGUCAUCAGUAGGUAAAUGUGCUAGAAGUGUCAAGGCGCGUUGAGUGCCUUGGUGGUGGAAUAGCGCUAUACGAGUGAAAGACCAUUUACCCAUUUAACCAUGUUCGGUGAGUAUGCUGGUCGUGCAUGUUUUCAGCUUCCAGGAAUUGUGUAGAGAUACUUGCAACAUGGGGCCGUGCAUUAAAAUGAUGCAACACGAGGUCAUGGUCAUGGAUGAAUCACAUUUUCAAUAUGUAAUGUAUCCACGUAGUAUAAUAUAUACAGUCAGACUUGUCUAUAGCGGCUACUAGAGGGAGACUGCAAAAGUGGCCGCUAUAGACAGGUUGGCGUCCAGCUUUUUUAUACGGCAGAGUGUCAUUACAGCUUUAGUUCAUCAGGAAGUGACGGGAAGUGACGAUGGGCAUCGCGAGCAGGAGAGCUAGGCUCAGUGCUAGCUGUGACUUUCGAGAGAGUUGGGAAGUGUGUUUAUGUUGGCGUGGAUGUAAAGUCCUGCAGUGUUCUCCGCUGUUAAUAAAGCCAUUAAAGUGCAUCGGCGACGUGAGUCUCUCCUUCCCCACAACAAGCGGCAUUACAGUAUUGACCAGUGCACACCAGGAAAUAAGCGGUGUCAUUUCCUACAGGCAUUGCCGGGACAGCUAUGUAGUGGGGCUUGUUUAACCUUUGCCUUGUGGGCAAGCAGGAAGGAGAGACGAUGCUGAGAGAUGUGUGUGUGUGGGUGGGUGUGUGUGUGUGUGUGUGUUCUGAGCUGCUCUCUGGUGGCCGCGUUCAAUAAAUAAAGUUGGCAGAAGCAACAGGAGAAGUUUCCUUCUUUGCUUCGGAGCUGAAUAACACUGACAAGUUAACAGACUAGUAGCGAACGGAAAAGAAGACGGCUUUUUUUUGUGUCGAAUACAGAAGAUGAGAACUUUGAUGGAUUUGUGGAUGAGGAUUGAUGAAAAAUAACGUGAGUACAUUCUAAAAUACUUCAAUUAAGUACAACCGAACUCAGUUUUGCUCCCACUGCCGCAUGCAUGCUAGCGUAUGUUUUUUUUUUAUUGUAGCGUCGCUGCGAGCACGUCCUGUUCCCAGCCUACUUUGCGGUAAUGUUUUGGUGCAAAUGCUCUUAAAGUUACAUGUUUGAUCAGGAAAUAGCAAGCUCAAAAGAAGACUGCUUUUUUAUGUGGAACAACUGACAGUUUGUGUGGAUCUUGUGAAUGAUUGUGACUGAGCGAGGACUCGGUAAUUAAAGUCUACACACGACGGCUUCAUUGAUUGAAAAACGAAACUUUUUUGUGCAUGAAGCUUCUACUUGAGUCGGUAAUUUGGCCGCUAUAUGCGGUCAGAUAUUGACCAAGGGAGACAAAAUGGGUGGCCGCUGGCCGUGUUGGACAGGUGACUGCUAUACACAGGGUCUAUAACAUGUAAAUUUGCUGCGGGGGGAUUUUUCAGUGGCCGCUAUAGGCAGGUGGCCCUUCUAUAAAGGUGGCAGCUAAGACAGGUUUGACUGUAUUUUAUCAUGUAUUUUCUCAAAAUUGUAAUAAUUGCACAAAAUAAUUUAUAACAUGAUCCAUUAUGACUUACUUACUGGAGUUACAUACAGUACCUUUCUGCUAGGCUCUAUCCAAAUUAAGCAUUUUUAUUUUGAUACAGCUCUUGUAUUAGAUCUAAUUAGAUUGUACGGGUUUCCAGUGAGACUAUACUAGACAUAGACUGGAGAGGUAUGAGAUAUAUAAUGAAUAAAACCGAUGGGCAGGAAACGUUUGCAGCCUCUUAUACAUAAUGUCAUAAUUUGUUCAUGGUGUGCGUCUCUGGCGGCUUACAAAUCCCACCAAUGUUGUUCUCUUAAGAGCAAGCAGACAAUGUUCCCGUCACUCUGGAAACUUGAUCUUCCUGCGAGAACAUCAAGAGACCAUCUGUGAGGAAACAUAGCAGGAUACACUUUGCCUUCCAGGCUCCCUAACAUCCACGGGUCCUCUGUGUGUCUGUAAUAGUGCGUGUGUGUGUGCGCGCGCGCGAGUGGUCUCCAUUGAUGUCGAAGCCUAUUUUCUGGUGUCAAAGGACAGCCAUUGCCAGCUCCUGUCCUUUAGAUCUAUAGACAGAUGGGGCCAUUACGGUCAGAAACCCCCUGGCUUUGUUUGGCCUAAGCCAGUGAUGAAAUAUUGAUGGAAAAAUAGAAAUAUUUUGCCUGCUGCACCGUGUUGCCCGUCUAAAAAGGUUAAUGAGUGUGAAGACUGUGCUGUCUCCUGUUACAACAAGAUGUAGCCAAAGCGCAGCGCCAUCAUUGACAAUAUAGGCUCGGAGGCGCUAACAAGAAUCAAUAAACUUUCAACACAAGAUCAGGUUACAUAGCUGUGAUUGCUCCUGGAACCUUGGUUAGCAUCAUUAAUUCUGUCCAGAACAUCCGAGUCUUACUGAAAUGGACGUUAACCGAGUCCAUUUUUCCCAUAAGAAAUAAUGUAAAUCCAAUUAAUCCAUUCCAGAAAGCCAAAAAUGUUAACACAAAACACAUUUUCAUAGUUUUACAAUUAUAGUUUGACAUGCAUAGAAAUACAUAUAAAUGAUGACGGGGAUGCUCCGAUCAGGGUUUUAUGCUGCCGAUUCCAAUAGGGAUCAUCCAGCACUGAAAUCAGCCGAUACCAAUCACAUGGAUUAAUUAUACAUUUUUCUAUUUAUUCAUGAUGAGUUCCGUAUAAAGGGGAAAAGUCAGGACAAUUGCAAGAUCCCUUGACUGCAAGGGGGCCCACAAAAUAGGUAAUUAUACUAAUAAAAUUUGUAAUUAAUUGAUAAUGCUAAGAAGCACUAUUGUGCACUUUACAUAUACAAUGUAACUCUGCACUUAUCUAACAUAAGAAUGCCACAUAUUACACACAACAACGUAACAUUAAGGAGUAGGCGCACACAAACAUUAGCAUUGCAAGCAUAGCUAUUUGAGCUAAAGUGAUAACAUUACUCUCACAUUUUAACUGCAGUGUCAUGCUAUGUUAGCCUAUUAACUGAAGGAAAACCAAAAUGAUCAAAUGCACUGCUAUCAUCUCUGUAGCUGACUGACAAAUAGUUGGCAGAGCUUUAUUUUAAGAUUUGCAAAGCUGCUCUCUGUAAACGGUCUCUAAGGACACAUACUAUUGUUGGUACAUCAUGAAAAAGUCACUUUUGCAUAAUAGGGGAGCUUUUAAGAUAUGUUUAAAUGACCAAACAACAGGAAAGUUUCCUUUGUGUUGUUCAAAAUUGGCGCCGUAAUAUGAAUGCCAGGUCACUAGUUGGUGAUGUCACUAAUGCGUCAUUUCAAAAGACAAAAAUUACAUAGCGGCAUUGCAGCACGACGGAGUCAGGGUGUUUUUGCUUGAUGGCUGUCUGGCUUCUUCCCUUCUCCUGUUUUUACUUUGGCAUUUGCCAAACGCAAAGUUAAAGUACAAAAAGGGGUUAAAGGCUUAAAGAAAUUCACCACACCAUUAAAUUAUGAUGCAGAAUGGUGUUUGUUAUUUGCUAAUUUUGCUCAGUAAAUAAUAUUAGACUAUAUUACUAUAUUUUUUUUGUGUCAGGACUAACCAGGGAGUGUGUAUGUGUGACGCUGCUUCAGCAGGUGUUUAAACCAGUUGAGCUUGCCUUUCAACUAACCUGUUUGUCUUUUUCGCUGACUUCAACCACACCUGAAAGCAAAGCCAGAUAUAAACUCUUUAAAAAGCAUCUUUAAAGCUAAACAGAAGAAGUCAAUCUCGGAAUCAAAGCCUCACCCUAUACAUCUUCCCCAUUACAAGCCCCCGAGACACCCCCGGGGGCAGCAUCUAGUAAUGCAGCAUGUUGAUCUCCAAUCAAUAGAUUUAUCUCCUUCAUUUGCCCCUGCCUCUUCCCCUUGUAUUUCCCUCUCGGGGGGUUAGUGGGGUCCACUGUUGGGGUUUGUCUGUUAGCCUUUAUGCUCUUCGAUCCACUGCAGAAUGGAGGAGGGCGUCUCUGAUGAUGAUGUAAAUGUUUAAUGGCGCUGGUUAUUUGCUUGUUUUGCUGCAUGUUAUGAUGGAUGGUAGUGGUGGUUGUUCCAUGACACUGCUGAGCAUUGACAAGCUGUUAGUCCACAGUGUUUAACUGCUGGACCUGUGCCAUUGCACCAUUCAAGGCUAACCACUCCUCUAUGAUGCCACUGAAGUUUACUGGGUCAGAACUUAUGCAGUUUGUCCAGCCAUCUAUCUGUCCACCUAUCCGUUGUUCUGUUCAUCCGUUCUUCCAUUCAUUCAUCCAUCCAUCUUCCUGUAUGUCUCCCAAUUUGUCUAUCUGUUCAUUAGGCUUUAGUCUGUCUUUCCGUCCUUUCUUUCUUAAAUGUGCCCAUUCGCCCUGCUGUCGGUCUGUCUGUCCAUCCAUCAAUGUGUCAGUCUACAGUCAUGGAAAAAAGAUUUAGACCACCCUUGUUUCUUCAGUUUAUUGAUCCAUUUUAAUGCCUGGCACAACACAAGGUACAUUUGUUUGGACAAAUAUAAUGAAGAUAACAAAUAUAGCUCAUAAGAGUUGAAUUUAAGAGCUGAUGUCUAGCAACUUCCAUGGUUUUCUUGAUAAUAACCAAAAUCACUUAAGUUCUUACAUGAAUAGCUACAGUAUAGCAUUGUACUGCCAAAAAAUGUAACUCUUACGAGCUGUUUUUGUUGUCGUUAUAUCUGUCCAAGCAAAGUACUUUAGUUGUAUCAGGCAUUAAAAUGAACAAGAAUCUGAAGAAACAACAGUGGUCUAAUAAUUUUUUCCAUGACUGUGUUCAUCUGUCUGCUGUUUGUCCAUCUUUCUGUCCGUCCGACUUUCAGUUGGUCCAUUCGCCCAUUUAACUGUGUCCCUUUCUAGCUAGCCGUACAUUACUCCGUCUUUCUCUUCAUCUUGUCUCCCAUUUUGUCAGUUCAUCCAUCUGACUGUCUGUCCAUCCAUUUGUUUGCUAGUCUAUCCAUUUGUUUAUCUAUCUGUCUGCCAAUUGUUUAUGUCUUUGUCUGUCCGUUCUUCCAUUGGCCCAUCUAGCUUUUUCCCUGUCUGUCCCUUCAUGUGUCGAUCUAUCCAUCCAAAUAUCCGUCUGCCCGUCCGUCACUCAUCUCUCCGUUUGUCCAUCCAUUUGACCAUUUAUCUGUCUGUUUGUUUGUUGUCCAUUUGCCUGUCCAUCCGUUCACCCAACUAUUUCUGUCCCUAUCUGUCCAUCCAUUUGUCUGUUUGCCUGUCUUUUCAUCCAUUCAGCCAUUGCUUAUGUCUGUCUGUCUGUUUUUGUCCAUUAGUCUGUUUGUCUCUCCAACCGCUUGUCCAUCUGUUUAUCUCACUGUAUAGUUGUCUGUCUAUCAUAAAUGUUGACCUGCUGACACUUAGCUAGGAUAAGAACUAGACGUGUCCGUCUUUUGGGACUGCUGCUUUAGUGUUUUGAUUGUCCACAUAUCAAAGCUGUGAGGUAACACCUCACAAUAAGUCACUGCAGCUCUUUCUGCUGAUGUGCUUUUUUAUAUUUUGUUUGGAUGGACACAGUGUCUCAUCUGCGUCUCCUAAUCUUGUUUUUGGUAGCCUGUUGCGCGGUGACAAAAAACAUCUUUGUCAGCCUGCCGUGCAAAGAGCUCACAAACACAACCAUUAUAGCUAUUAUUUCCUCCCAGUUGCAAGGGAUGAAAUGGGCGAUGUUGCGAGGACGAGGCAAACAGGACAGGUGGAGGC
Dunckerocampus dactyliophorus (ringed pipefish) is the source of this 11816-nucleotide messenger RNA. RefSeq names its product argininosuccinate synthase 1 (gene ass1). The transcript is spliced from 16 exons. Gene Ontology annotation, biological process: L-arginine biosynthetic process; urea cycle. The record is from RefSeq and is a predicted model, not a curated record. The coding region runs from base 128 to 1366 and encodes 412 amino acids. Gene Ontology annotation, cellular component: cytoplasm. Gene Ontology annotation, molecular function: ATP binding; argininosuccinate synthase activity. Lineage: Eukaryota; Metazoa; Chordata; Actinopteri; Syngnathiformes; Syngnathidae.